Spizellomyces punctatus DAOM BR117 is the source of this 5479-nucleotide messenger RNA. RefSeq lists its product as uncharacterized. NCBI's taxonomy places the organism in Eukaryota, Fungi, Chytridiomycota, Chytridiomycetes, Spizellomycetales, Spizellomycetaceae. The transcript has 5 exons. The record is from RefSeq and is a predicted model, not a curated record. Bases 561 to 5345 code for a protein of 1594 amino acids.
UGAUGAUUGAUGAUGAUGAUGCUAUCAAACUGUCUCCAAAAGCCAAGGAAAGGCGCAAGAGAAAAGAAUAACGACAAUGUUUUUGUUUACAUGCGGUUAUUAAGAGACAAGACAAGUUUGAGGCUCAGCUGCAAAGAAGGAAUUGGGGGCAAAAAACGUCAUUUCUUGACUGUUUCCCUUUUGUUUUAAUCUCUUCUCUUUUGCGAGCGUGUGUUGCGUUCAAAGGGUCGUUAUGACACAAUGACCUAGUCAGGGACACACACACACAAUAGUCAGAUGAGAAUGAAAUCGAAAAUGUAUUGGCUGCGUCGCCCUUUUUAUAUAAACGCUUGAUUCCCAUCAUUUCCCCCCCAUCCCCAAUUUCUUUUUCCUUGCAGCUCUACUCUGCAAAACAAGCAACACAUACACGCAACUGUUUUUAUUAUUUGUUGUUUAUUCUUUACAACAGCAGCAGCAGCAGCAGCAGCAGCAGCAAGUCCUCUCUGACUCUGUUCUGCGCAAUCACUACAUUCGACGAUUAGAGACAGCUGUCCUAUUCUGCCAGACAAUCCUCUCAACAAAUGGACCCCGUUUCCUUAGAAAGGGAGACGACCUACGUACUUCCCGCCGAUCAAGCGGACGAGACGGAGCUUCGUCAUCGUCACCUUCGUCGUCCAGAUGAACCCGUCAUCGCCACUGCUCCUCUAAGCACAAAGUUUGUUCCCAUCACGACACCUGUGGUACCGUUGAGAGAGGUGCCGGAUACCCCUCUUGAGGAGCUCCCUGGAGACUUUCCUGAAUCAGCGGAUGCAUAUUCGUCUGACGAAGAACCAACCCUUACAGAUGUAGCAAAAGACGCUGCAGCUGGCGUUCGUAGCGCUGUUGGAACCAUUGCCUCGGCUGCGACUUCUUUCCUCAGCAAUGCCGCUCGGCGUGUGUCAAGGUCUGCUCCCUCACCAGAUACAACAUCCAACGUCUCUGCAACCGGCACUCCAGUAUACGGAGAAGGCAGCGUUGCUCGUGCCGCCGAUCAUCCCACCGCUGCCCGUGCGGGUGAAACUACAGGCGAUGUGAUCGGGUCGGUUGCUGGAACUGUUGCGGCUGCCGCUACAAAGGCCAAGGACGUGGCUGCCAACGUUUACAACAAGGCUGCAUCAGCCGUCCAGCCUCAAGAGACCGAGACUUUUGCGACCACGGCACCCGUCACUACCCAACCACAAGUGGUCACUACGAGUACUCCCGUAACAUUUAUCAGCCCAGUUCGGGAGGCAGAACAGCAACCCGUGGAUACCACCGCCAGAAAUGCCGGUGCUGAAAUUCGGGACGCGACAGCUGACGCUUACAACCGUGCAAGCGAAAACGCCAGUCAAAACAUUUCCGCCACUGCUGAACAAGCAAAGCAAAAGACUGGCGAGGUCAUCCAAGCGACAAAGGAUACUGCAAACCAAGUUUAUGAACGAGCUGUCGAGACGACCCAGCAGGUGUCGGGCAAGGCUUCCGAAGCCUACGGCGCCGGUAAAGAGACUGCUUCCGCAUCGUACAGUGAUUCGUAUCAACAAGCAGCGGAGCGAACGGCAAACCUCCCGACGACUAUCAAGCAGACCGCUCAAUCAGCUGUCAACACUGUUGAAUCCGUCGUCGAGUCAGCGUACGCCAAGGUUGCUCCUACCAUUGGAGCCCCUGACGUGGAAACCGCGAAACAAAGUCUGUCGCACGCAGCGGAAUCGACAGUCAAUGCGCUGCGCCCGGAAACCAUCAAGGCUAACGCCCAGCAAGCAGCCACCAAGGCAAAAGAGCUGGCAACGACUGCAGAGAUUAUAGCCGAAGAUGCAGCACACAAGACCGCAGCCGGUGCCCAAGUUGUGUACGGAAAGACCGCUGAGACUGGUCGCGCCGUCUACGACAAAACUGCUGAAACCGGCCGAAAAGUCUACGGUACUACGAGUGAAGUCGUUUCCCCUGCUGUCCAGGUCACUCGUGAAAGCACAAUAGCGUCAUACAACCAAUCCGAAGCGGCCACUCGCCAAGUUUUGGAAAACCUUGGAGAGAAGGCUGUCGAAUACGGUACGACGGCGAAAGUCCUGGCUACAGACGCCCUUCACAAGGUUGAGGAAGUUGGUGCAGCCGUCAUCCACAAGACCGUGGACGUGGCCCACACUGUCGAACAAGUCGGAGCAAACACCCUUCAUCUCACUGUGGAUGCUGCCCACGCUACUGCCCAAAAGACGGGAGAGUUGGCUGGAAGUGCUGCUCAAACCGCGUCAGUAGCUUCGCAUCGUGCAAUCGAAGCUACCGCUCCCGUCGUCUCUGUCGCCUCCACUGUCGCUCACAAAGCCGCUGAUACCACCUCUGCGGUCGGACACGGUGUCUACAAUGCGGCUGCAACUGUCGGUUCCGGAGUUUACAACGCCGCUGCAGGUGCAACCCAGGCUGUUGGACAGGGUGUAAGCCGUGUGGCCACAGGCACCUACAACGUUGCUGCGGGAGCUACCCGUGCUGUGGGUCAGGGUGUCUCUACGGUUGCCUCGGGCACGUACAAUGCAGCAGCUGGUGCAACUCAUGCCGUUGCUGAAGGUGCCUCCAAUGUUGCAUCAGGAACGUAUAACGCUGCUGCAGGAGCUACUCGUGCAGUGGGCCACGGAGUCUCUACGGUUGCCUCGGGUACAUACAAUGCGGCCGCUGGUGCAACUCACGCAGUUGCUGAGGGGGCUUCCAACGCUGCAUCCGGGACAUACAAUGCUGCUGCGGGAGCUACUCGUGCAGUUACCGAAGGUGCUUCCAAUGUUGCUGCUGGCACGUACAACGCUGCAGCGGGUGCAUCCAAUGCAGUAGCUCAAGGUGCUUCCAACGCUGCAACUGCAGCAAAGGAUACUGCCGUGCAUGCUGCCGAUGUGGCAGGUCCUCCUGCUCAAGGUGUUGCCUCCAAAGUCGUCGAUACCGCCAAAGCCGCUACUGCGUCUGUUGCCGCAAUUCCAAGCGCUGUUGGUCAUGGAGUUGUCAAUGCUGCGAGUGCUGUCGGGCACACUGUUGGCUCCGUUGUCACGUCUACUGCUCAAACAGUCGCUGCGAUUCCGUCGGCCGUGGGUCAUGGCAUUACGUCUACCGCUCAGACCGUCGUUGCGAUUCCAUCAGCCGUGGGUCACGGCAUCAGCAAUGCUGUAUCUAAUGUAUCAUCUGGUGUUGUAGCUGCUGGCCAAACCGCUACUGAAGUUGGAUCUACCGCGGUUAACAAAGCCUUGGAGCUUCCUAGUGCAGCUACUCAAACAGCAUCGAACCUAGCUAGUCGCGUGGCAUCCGUUCUACCUGGAGCAUCGAAGCCAGCCGAAGAAGAAGUAAAAGAAAUCGCCCUUCCCGAGACAGGCGCCAUUAUUCCGACUGAAUACCACCAAGGUGCCCUUCCUCUGGCCGAAGGCCCGGCAGAAGCUGAACCGACACCUCUGGAAGAUAUUGUCUACGCAGAAGAGGUCGAACGUCAACGUCGUGACCGCCCCGGAGCGACCGGCCGCCAAUAUUAUGAGCACUCUCACCAGGAAGCUCGUGCCUUUGCCGAAGGCAUUCGAGUUCACCUGGGUGAAGGUGGAUCGAUUCCGGCACUCAAUGUGCCUCGUCGUGAACUGAUCCGUGAAGCCGAAAACGCCGAACGCGAGGAAAGGGUUCAGGCUGAGCGAAUCCAGCGCUCCGUGGCCUCUCAACAGGCGAGGGCCUUCUCAGAGGGGUUGAGUGAAGCUGGUGCAGAUGCCAGCCGAGGCCAUUCCGCCGCUGACAUUGCAAGGUUGAGGCAAUUGGACACUGCCAUUGAACAAGAACGCGAAGCUCGGGUAGAGAGCAUGAGUCCAAACGCAGCUAGGGAUGUGGCUUUAGCUGUCAAGGAAGGAAUUGUUGAAGGCGCAGACGAGUCGAACAGUGCUGUCCAUGUGGCUCGCCGCGAACUGUCUCGCAUGGCAGAGGAAACGGCGCGCGAUGAGCGUACAUCCGGUCCGCAGCUCGAAACCCAGCAGACUGCCGAAAAAGUUGCCUCCCUGUUCCAAGCGGGCAUUUCCGGUAGUACAAUCAACCCCGCGACAGAUGUUGCUAAAAAGGGUCAGAUUCGUGAGGCAGAAGACCAAGAACGUGAGGAACGUGUCCAAGAAGGGUGGAAGCAUCAACCUCAUGCGCAUGAUGAAGCCAGGGUUGUGCGCGAGGGACUCGAAAAGGGUGUAGAGCUUAACCCUGUUGUCGGCGGUUCCUACAAGCUCAAUGAAUCCCGUAAGGCAGAGGAAGCUGAGCGCAACCGCCGCCUCCGCGAACAAGAGACCUGCCCUACAAGCGGCACAAACUCUGCCGAAGCACUCCGCCAUGGCCUCCAGGAAAUGGAGGGCGCCGUGGAGAGACCAUUGGCUCUCAACAUUGCUGAACGUGAGAUUCGCAAAAGCCAAGAAGAAGACGAACGUCAAGAUCGCAUCCAGUCCAACGAUUCCCUACGUGCUUCUGGAUCACCUACUCAAGUAGCUUUUGCCCUUCGUGCUGGACUUCUCCGUGAUGAUAAUGCAGCUAUCGACCUUGCCCGCUCGACUGCCGAGCGCGAUGGAAUUAGCGACCCUUUGAAUGGCAAAUCUGGUGUUGGCAUCACUCCCUCUGGAGUACACAAGUCCACCCAUCACGGUCACAUCCCGACCAUCUUUGAGCAAUCCAAGGGUGAAAGCCGCAAUGUGCUUGUCCCUGGUCCCACUGUCGCUUUUCAAGAUUGGGGCUCUCGUCCUCUUCCUGAGGGCAGUCUUUUGGGACAAUCUAGUCUCCCGGUCGGAGGCGUUACAGACCAAACCAUUCCGCCAAGCAGCAGCGAACUAACAGAAGAAACAGGUGGAAGACGCUCACCCCCUCCUACACCUCAACCAACCCAACAAGAAUCGGCAACACCCUUCCCUCUCCCAAUUUCAAAAGACAUUCCCGAAUCCUCUCCGACCCAAGAUCGCCCACCCACCCCCUCCCGCUCUGAAUCCGUUCUCAUUCACGAAGCACCCGCAACCACCACUGCGGAACAAGAAGAUUCCGUCGGUCUUGAAACUAUCCGCCCUCGCCCAUCUGAUGAUCCUAACGCUCUGACUGUCCCGACACCUCCACCCAAAGACGAGCAACCCCGGAAUCGUACCAGCGAUGACGGGAGCGUCUCGUCUACAGGAAGUCGAAGGUUCAGCGGAGAGAAACCCAACAAGCUUCAUGGAAAAAUUGAAAAGGCUAUUGGAAGGAUUGAGACAAGUUUGGGAAAAGUGAUUCAUAAUGAGCAUUUGAUUGCGGAAGGUAGGGAACGGCGGGCUGCUGGGGCUGCUGAGGUGGCUUUGGCCAAAGAACGGAGGUUGAGUGGAAGUCAUUCGCCCACUCCUCCAUGAAUAUGAUGUGGGGUUAUGAGCUUGGUUGUUGUGGGUCAUGUAUCGGUCAUUUAAACAACAUGUUUUGGCUUUUCUUUGCUUUUUUUGAUGGUGUACAUAAAGAGAAAUUCAUUUGAUAAAAUCCUGUCGUAUUG